AUGGGAUUAAGGAAUAUUCAAGCUUCCAAUCGCAAUGAAGAAACUGAUAAUGUUCGGAUGAGGUCUUAUGUCAACGAAAAUGAGGAAGACAUCAUGGAAGAGGAUGAAGAUAUCCAAUUGCAACAGAUCCUAUUUUAUUCUGCGCAAUUACACUCAGGUAAGAACUUGGAAUCAAGUUCUAAUCAUGCUACCGGUAAGAAAGCUGUUGAACCACAUUAUUCUUUUAUUUAUAAAUCAAUUGAAAAAGUAAACGGUAUUUGGGAAAAGGGAGAAUCUUCAUGUUUGUACUGCGACAUCUGUGAAGAUGCAUUUCCGCCAAACACACUAAUUCAGGGCAUUAGUUGUCCACAUUUAUACUGCGAAGAAUGUAUACACAAGUAUAUUGCUAAACAAAUCAACGAAAAUAUUGAAGAAGUUAAGUGUCCUAUUGCGAACUGCAAGAGAACCAUGAGUUUUGAAUUAUUGCUGCCUUAUGAUGUUUAUCAUCGUGUAGAAGAUGCUAAUCGAGAAGCUAAAGUUCUGGCUUUGUCAUAUGCUAUGGAUUGCCCUUAUAUAGAUUGUACGGGAAAAUUGAUUGAUGACAAAAAGAGAUAUUUGAUCAGGGCAUGUCCCAAUUGCUGGAGAAUUUUUUGUGUGCGAUGUCAACAUGCUUGGCAUUGGGGAUUAACAUGUGAAGCGUACAGGCAUAUGCUAGGUCAAAUAAAUUUCAACAUCUGGCAAUCUGGAGGAAAUGUUGUUGAACAUCAACAAGAAGAAGUUCUUAAGGAGGAAACCACAUGCUUUCAAACUUCUGAUUAA
Molecule: messenger RNA, 798 nt
Organism: Capsicum annuum
Lineage: Eukaryota; Viridiplantae; Streptophyta; Magnoliopsida; Solanales; Solanaceae
Product: E3 ubiquitin-protein ligase RNF217-like
Exons: 1
Coding region: 1-798 (265 amino acids)
Biological process (GO): positive regulation of proteasomal ubiquitin-dependent protein catabolic process; ubiquitin-dependent protein catabolic process; protein polyubiquitination
Cellular component (GO): cytoplasm; ubiquitin ligase complex
Molecular function (GO): ubiquitin protein ligase activity; zinc ion binding; ubiquitin conjugating enzyme binding
Source: RefSeq, a predicted model, not a curated record